Messenger RNA from Mugil cephalus (flathead mullet), 2008 nucleotides. Its product is annotated as beta-1,3-galactosyltransferase 1-like. Lineage: Eukaryota; Metazoa; Chordata; Actinopteri; Mugiliformes; Mugilidae. The coding region runs from base 19 to 1122 and encodes 367 amino acids. Gene Ontology annotation, cellular component: membrane. The transcript has a single exon. Gene Ontology annotation, molecular function: N-acetyl-beta-D-glucosaminide beta-(1,3)-galactosyltransferase activity. The record is from RefSeq and is a predicted model, not a curated record.
UGUUUCCUAUUUUGCUACAUGGAUGUAAAUGGCAUAAUUGACAUAAAUGAAGUAGUGCCUGAGUGGGACAUUAAAUGGAUCAAAGCAGUCAGAAGUCAUGGAUUAAAUAUUAAUGCAGACAACAGGACUGAUCCUAGAUCUACAUCUGAGCCCAACACUACUGCUGAGAGUCAGAACAUGACAUCAACACAGGAGGCCGACCCCUCUACACCACAGCAGACUGCACAUCCUUCAGUGGUGGAUCAGAACCCAGCUGUUCCUGAUGUAUCUCUUAGACCAUACUUAGUGGAAUACCCCUACAAGUACAACUUCCUCAUGAAUGAGCCUCAGAGAUGUGAGCAGGAGAAGCCCUUCUUGGUCCUCAUGGUCCCUGUGGCCCCCCACAACCGGGAGCACAGAGACGUGAUCCGCAGCACCUGGGGAGGCCAGAGCUCGGUCCUGGGCAAAGAGCUGAGGCUGUUCUUCCUGCUGGGGCUGCAGACCGGAGACGGGGCCGAGCUGCUGCGAGAGCAGCUGCUGCAGGAGAGCAAAGAGCACCGAGACCUGAUCCAGAGCGACUUCCUGGACUGCUACAAGAACCUGACCAUCAAGACCAUGGUGAUGCUGGAGUGGCUGGACUCUUACUGCUUCAGCGCCUCUUACGCCAUGAAAAUCGACUCAGACAUGUUUCUGAAUGUCCCGAACCUCAUCAAGAUGCUCCUAGAGGCUCCAGAGACAAACUACAUGACUGGACUUGUGGAAUAUGAAGGUGCAGUCCUGAGAAACCAAGACUCUAAGUGGUACAUACCUGAGGAGCUUUACUCUGAACCAGUGUUGCCACAUUAUGCUCUGGGUCUGGGUUACAUUUUAUCUUUAGACCUCCCAAAAAAGCUGGUGGAGGCAUCCAGACACGUUAGAGCUCUCUACAUUGAAGACGUGUAUCUCGGUUUUUGCAUGAAGCAUGCAGGGAUCCCUCUGACUGACCCUCCAAGCUGGGACUACUUCCACGUCUUUCCGAAGCCGUACAGCCGCUGUGCUUUCUCCCAGAUAGUCGCCACCACAAUCAAUGAAAACAUGGACAGAAUAUGGCUUUGGAAAGACCUUAAUAGACCUGGCCCAUACUGCUCAGAUGUUCAAGACUAGGGAUGGAUACUAACACACUACAUUAUGGUACCGGUGCUGAAAAGCAACACAGAUUUUGGUGCCACUGAAUUUUGAAUUAACGUCCCCUUAGAACUUUAUUGAAAAUUUGUAGAUCCAACAAAAAAACAAAGUCCCACAUGCGCAUCGGUCCAUGGAAUGAAACGGCACUGACAAGGAACUAGGGUGUUUCUCAACGCUCGUGUGCACACCCUACUGCUGAAAAUAAGGAGCUACUUCUAAACUCUGUACACUGUAUAUCCCUAAACACCUCUAACUGUAAACAUUUGAGUGUGUAAAUAAUGGUAUAUAUAUAUAUAUAUAUAUAUAUAUAUAUAUAUAUAUACAGUGUUGCCAGAGCAGGAGGUUUAGAAAUUGUUUUUAAUUUAUUUUGUUGGUUAAAUUUUUUUUUUUAUUUUUGUUAAAGCUGGUUCAAAACUGGUUCUGUCUCAACUGUCUUGAGACAGAAGCAUCUCCUGCACUGUAAAAUAAAAUUUAACUAAGAUUAAAUGUCGUCUAAUCUUUUUUGUGUUUCUACCAAGACAAUUCUUCUUACUGGACAGUUUUUGUGUUACAGCGUUUGACUCGCUUUUCUUCCUGGUUCUUAGUUCAGUUGAUGCUUAAAAAUGAGAACUAGCACAACUCUGAAGGUUUGUAGAUGAACACAGACAAGUGCAACAGCCACUUUGUCCAAGUUAGAAUGUCUUGUUUCAAGCAUCUGAACCUUUUCAACUCAUACCAUCUUAAAAAACAGACAACAGCCAAAUGUAAUUCAUUGUUUUAUUGUCAGUCUUACUUACGCCCAUAGAUGAAAUACAGUCCUGAGCAAUGGCAGUACUGACUGUAAAAUUACAGCUAUUAUUCUCUUCAUACUUUUCUUGUAUCAACA